AGUAGCACACUACUUUCAUUAAUUUUGGUUCUGUUCAAAACAUCAACACGCACCAACAACGAACAAUGAUUCUCUCUUACGCCCUCCUUGUUUUCCUUACACUACUCUUUUUCAUCUUAACAUUUAGAAAAUCAGAUCUACAAAAAAACCUUCCUCCUGGCCCACGGAAACUACCAUUCAUCGGCAACCUUCACCAAAUUGGCGAGCUCCCCUAUCUAUCGCUUCAAGAAUUAUCAAGUCAUCAUGGGCCACUCAUGUUCUUGAAGUUGGGUUCUGUUCCUACUUUGGUGGUCUCUUCGGCCGAGAUAGCCAAAGAGAUCUUCAAGAACCAUGACUUGGCCUUCUCCGGCCGCCCCAAACUUUAUGCCGGAAACCGUUUGGGAUACAACGGAUCAGCUAUGACUUUCACUCCUUAUAGUGACUACUGGAAGGAAAUAAAGAAAAUUGUGAUGUUGGAGUUGCUGAGUGCAAAGAGGGUUCAAUCUUUUCAAGCUGUGAGAUUUGAAGAGGUUCAAGUUCUCCUCCAUUCCAUAGCACUUUCCUGCGGUAGUCCUGUUAAUCUAAGCCACUUGACGCUUUCUCUUACCAAUAAUAUCGUUUGUCGGAUUGCAUUCGGCACAAGAUUUGGGGAUGCAAGUAGUAAGUUCUAUGAGAUGCUUAGGGAAACACAGGAGUUAUUGGGAGGAUUCUGCUUGGCUGAUUUCUUUCCUUGGUUGGGAUGGCUCAACAAAUUCAACGGUUAUGAGAGUAGGCUAGAGAAGAACUUCAAAGAGUUGGAUAACUUCUAUGACAAAGUAAUAAAGGAGCAUGCAGUUAAUAAUGAUGAUUCUCAUCAGGGGCUUGGUGUUAUGGAGCAACAUGAUGAUGAAGAUCUUGUUCAUGUUCUUCUUCGACUUCAAAAGGAUUCAAAUCAAGAGAUAGUCCUCAGCGAUGACCAAAUCAAGGGUGUUCUAACAGACAUUUUCAUAGCUGGAACCGACACGGCAGCAGCCACAAUGAUAUGGACAAUGUCGGAGCUAAUAAGGAACCCAGAGAAAAUGGAAAGAGCACAACAAGAGGUAAGAGAAGUAGUCUUGUCGAAGAAAAAAGUUAUGGUGGAAGAGAGUGACCUUCCAAUGCUUCCAUACCUCAAAUCAGUAGUAAAAGAGGCACUAAGAAUCCAUCCUCCAGCACCACUCCUCGUCCCAAGAGAGACAAUCCAACCCUGCACCAUCAAAGGGUAUGAAAUCCCUGCCGGAACGAGGGUUUUCAUCAACGCGAAAACCAUAGCAAUGGACCCAACUUGUUGGGAGAAUCCAACGGAGUUCUCUCCGGAGAGGUUCCUUCAUAGUCCAAUUGAUUUCGGAGGGCAUCACGUUGAGAUGUUGCCCUUUGGAGCUGGACGGAGGGGCUGCCCUGGAGUGAACUUCGCCAUGCCAUUGGUUGAGCUUUCUCUGGCGAAUCUUUUGUUCCGUUUUGAUUGGAAACUGCCAGAUGGAGUCGGAAGGGAAGAGCUUGACAUGCAAGAAGCAAUUGGCAUUACAAUGCACAAGAAAUCUCCUCUUUGCCUCAUACCUUCCCCCUCUUUUGCUUAGUAUCUAUUUUUCUUGUUAAGUUACCAAAUUCAGUCAUUAAAUAUAAAAUAUAUAUUAAUAAUAAAUUAAAUAAUAAUUUUAGUGUACAAAUAAUAUUUUUAUUUUUUUAUC
Messenger RNA from Arachis duranensis, 1685 nucleotides. Its product is annotated as cytochrome P450 71A9. The record is from RefSeq and is a predicted model, not a curated record. The transcript has 3 exons. Bases 66 to 1574 code for a protein of 502 amino acids. Lineage: Eukaryota; Viridiplantae; Streptophyta; Magnoliopsida; Fabales; Fabaceae. Gene Ontology annotation, molecular function: monooxygenase activity; oxidoreductase activity, acting on paired donors, with incorporation or reduction of molecular oxygen; iron ion binding.